GAAGACAAGACGCACCGGCGUGUGUCAUCCACGGGUCUAGAUCCGGGUCUCUUCGGUCACCGACACCUGCUCAAUUUAGUGCAAGAUUGACGUCGAGCAGGUCAGCGUGUAGUGAGUAGAAAGAGUCAUGGCUGUUGCCGAACGUGAGCAUUUGGCCUGGGUUUCUGUCUUCAUGGAAGUCGACGACAUGACUCGUUACGAGCAAUUUCGUUCUGCUCUACGUUGUGCUCGUCUGCUUCACGUUCGUAAUUCACAUGUUCAGCAAUUGGACUUCCUUCUUUCUCAACGUUCGCAUCUAAUUCAAGGCGCAAAAUGGGAAAAACUGAAUGACAUUUCAGUCGGCGCAUCUCGUGAUCACUUGUGGCCUCUCAGUAUCUGGCUACCUCUUCCGGUUGGAGGAUUUUAUUUCCAAGCCGCCUUUCCUGGUCAAGGAACGGUCAGGCUGGACGGUGGACAGUCUGUGUUAGAAUACGAGCUACUGCUUUAUCGCCCAGACGGCGUCGGGAACAACGAGGACGACACUGUGCGUGCGAACCAAGUCAUUUCUCAAUGGGCCAUCUUCAAAUACAGUCGCAUCGUUCGUAUUUGUGUCCCGCUAGACUCUAUUGUGGCGCUUUCGUUUCACAGGCUCGGUCAGCAGUCGCUGGCAAUGUUGUGCGUCGAGGUCAAUCAGACACCGCGGUUUGAGUGGCAGCUCGUGCUGGAAGCUCUCGGCAUUGGCCAGUCGAGGGACAGAGACGACUUCACUCCGCACGAGGCGGCGUCUCGAUGUGGCAGACACUACAUUUUUGCCAAUGUGGAUUCUCUGGCUGAAUUUGUUGUGUGGUUGCUGAGCUGUAAUGAAGGCCUGAGGGAGAGGCAGUUUCUUAUUAGGGACAUGACGAGAAACAUUUCUAAAGAGAUAGGACGACAUCUGAAAGAGGAUGGAGUAGGUCAAUCCGGGCAGAAAUCUGACAGGAAGAGUUCUGUUGGAUCGAAGUCGGGUGGCCUUAUCAAAAUGCUUGCCAGACAACAGUCGACGUCUGCAUUGCAGUUAUGGCAGAAAAUAUCGAAGCCCGUGGUGUCUGGUAAAUUUCGAAUGUCUCACAGAUGGAGCAAGCAAAACAUCGUAUCUCCUGGUCAAACACCACGUCAAGCAAUCAUUGCUGUGCUGGUCAAACACGGUCUCGUCAGCCCUGCAUUACAUGGUGCUCCUCCGAAGGAUGCAUCGGAUGCCGAACAGCUUCCUUUCACUCACAACAAUUUUCUCGGCAAUGACGAUCUGGUGAAGAAUUUCAAUCCAUGUUUUGUGGAUUAUCUGAACUUCCUGUGUGAAGAUGCAUCAGAGUUGGACACGAUUCUUGCCACAGUCUAUGAUUCAAGGAAUAACGAGGGUUUGGAGAAUUCCAUAGUCACUGCCACUCAAGUGUUGCUCGCAGAGACACACAGACUGAAGUCGUUGGAUUAUUACUUCUCGCUCUGCGUUCGAGUGGCUUUACCCUGUAGUGAAUACAAACACUGUCUUCGAUGCCACAAAUGUGUGUCGUGGAGGUAUUGGCACUGUUACGCCUGUGAGAUGUGCUCACGAGGCCAAACGUCAAUGCAAUGCCAAAACUGCUUGUCAGGACGAAGAUUUGCAGCCGAAGGAAGCGAUGCGGAGUUAUUAGCUCGAUAUGAGACCGACAAACCAAACUGGCACGAGUUUUCAUGACCGACAGAUACAGUUAUAGUUGUCCGAACAGGUACUGGUACUUAAUUAAGAGGAUUAUAUUUAUAUCAUAUAGGCUGCAAUAAUUCUUGAAACACUAAUGUAUGAUUGUAGUGUGUUUGUGUGGUAGGUACAGCAAAUGAUUCUUAACAUUUUGUAUUUUCUAGAUUGCAUCUCCGUCGCAAAGUUAUCUUCAUUAACGAAC
Molecule: messenger RNA, 1892 nt
Organism: Corticium candelabrum
Lineage: Eukaryota; Metazoa; Porifera; Homoscleromorpha; Homosclerophorida; Plakinidae
Exons: 1
Coding region: 128-1690 (520 amino acids)
Source: RefSeq, a predicted model, not a curated record